This is a messenger RNA of Camelus dromedarius (Arabian camel), 3546 nucleotides long. RefSeq names its product SPC25 component of NDC80 kinetochore complex (gene SPC25). Gene Ontology annotation, cellular component: Ndc80 complex. Bases 164 to 844 code for a protein of 226 amino acids. Gene Ontology annotation, biological process: chromosome segregation. The record is from RefSeq and is a predicted model, not a curated record. NCBI's taxonomy places the organism in Eukaryota, Metazoa, Chordata, Mammalia, Artiodactyla, Camelidae. The transcript is spliced from 7 exons.
CAUCCAAAGGCGGGAGGCGGAAGGCGCCCCAGGUUUGAAAUAGGAAAGUUGGCGCGGCUGCGGAAGCCGACCUAGGAGACUGACUGUUGGCUGGCGUCGGUUAAGGUGUUGUGUAGGGCAGGGGGCCGGGCUCAGGCCUGCCCUAGAAGCCUUGUCUUACAAAAUGGUGGAGGACGAACUGGCACUGUUCGAUAAAAGCAUAAAUGAAUUUUGGAAUAAAUUCAAAAGCACUGUAAGUGACACCUCCUGUCAGAUGGUGGGACUAAGAGAUACCUACAAGGACUCUAUUAAAGCGUUUGCAGAAAAGCUGUCUGUGAAAUUAAAGGAGGAAGAACGAAUGGUCGAGAUGUUUCUGGAAUAUCAAAAUCAGAUCUGCAGGCAAAAUAAGCUCAUUCAAGAAAAAAAAGAUAAUUUGUUAAAGUUGAUUGCUGAAGUAAAAGGCAAAAAGCAGGAAUUGGAAGCACUGACUGCAAAUAUCCAGGAUCUUAAGGAAGAAUAUGCUCGGAAGAAGGAAACUAUUUCCAGUGCUAACAAAGCUAAUGAAGAGAGGUUGAAAAGGCUACAGAAAUCAGCAGUUGUGUAUAAAGAUCGACUUGGCCUAGAAAUUCGAAAAAUCUAUGGUGAUAAAUUGCAGUUUAUAUUCACUAAUAUUGACCCUAAACAUCCUGAGAGCCCAUUUAUGUUUUCCCUGUGCCUAAACGAAGCAAGGGACUAUGAAGUGUCAGAUAGUGCUCCUCAUCUUGAGUGCCUAGAAGAAUUUCAGGAAAAUGUAAGGAAGACCAAUAAUUUUUCAGCUUUUCUUGCCAAUGUUCGGAAAGCUUUUACUGCUAUGGUUUAUAAUUAAUGUAUAAAUAGUAUAUAAAAAAUGUUACCCCUAUUGUGUAUCAAGGCAAGUUUUUGUUAUCCUUAUCUUGUAUCAAGUCAAGUUUUUGAAGGUCAUGGACUAGUAAUAUUAAAAAAUGAGAAGGCUGGGCCCAACCUAGGGUUUGCAGUUUUUAAUAUGUACUUCACAAAAUACUGUCAUCCUAAUAUCAUAAAGGAAAGAAUAUUUUUAUCUUAAACCAAGAGGGAUCUAAAAUUAAAAUAAACGACAAACCUUUACAUCAGAAGAAGGCUGAUAGUAUUCUCAGGUAUGUGAAGUAAAAUUCAUAUUUUAUGGCAAGAGAAGAAAAAUUUAAACCAAUUCUCCACCCUUUGACCUCCUCUCUCCCCCUACUGUGCAUUGUGCAUCUGCACUGUGCAGCGAUCAAGCCUCCCCCAUCAGCAGGGACACCUGCUCAACCAUAAAGAGCAGCAUUCUCCUAGCAUCAAUAAGACAGCUCCUUAAAAGAUCACAUUCAUUUUUUUUUUGAUCACAUUCCUUCUUGAUCUUAUAAGGAGUUACAUGACCUACCAGAAUGACACCUAGAUCAGGAUUAUGUAAACUGUCAAUAAUACAUCAUUUGAUGUACAGCCCUUUGUGUCAUAUAACUGUCUUUUGUUGUUGUUAUUUUUUUUAACUUUCUUAUUAAUUUAUAAUCAUUUUACAAUGUUGUGUCAAAUUCCAUAUAACUGUGUCUUGAUUCCUAACUGGUGGAAUAGUUCUCAGAGCUUUUUGAAAUGCUUUUCCUGGGUUAUAAUCCUCAAAUAUGGCUCGAAUAAAAUUUUCCAUUUCUUUCUUAGAACAACUGAUUAACUUUUUUGUUGACAUAUUCUUGGCAUAGUUGGCAGAAUAUCAGAGCCACGUGCCAGAGGACACCUGGAGUCUACCUAGAACCAGUGCUUGGUACCAGCAUGGGCCCAUUGAGCCCCAUUAGCUUCUCAGUAUUCCUCAGGUGUUCCAAUGAGUUCUGUUGAUAUUUGGAUCUCAUUGUUUGGGUAAUGAUCCUAAAAAUUUUAUUUGAGCUGGUUUUCACUUAAGGCUUGGAGUCUUAAGGGGCACUGGUACAUUUCCUAGGCAGGACCUAGGGGAUCUGGGCGAGGGGCUCAGGGAAACAUAGGUGGCUGGGUUUUUGUUAAAUUUGUCUUAAAUUGAAAAAAUGAGUUGGUAUAUAAUCUGAAGAAAACUUUUGCUAGUGAAUGAGACACUGAAUUAUUCAGCUCCAAAGAAUAAAGAGACAUUUUGCUCCUUCCGGCCGCAUGGCAUCCUCAGGCAACUGAGGACCUCAUGGAAGUGUCAGAGGAUCAAUCUUUGUGACCUGCAGCAGUCCCAUAGGGAACCCUGCCUCAACAGUUAAGUAAGUACUACUUAUCUGGGAGGUGCGACAGAGGCUGGUCACCUAGUCCUCCGAGCACCCAUGACAGUUUUAGGCUGUCACAGGUAGAAACUGAGUCACGUAAAAGAAGUUGAACUGACCUGAGGGUAACUUCUUGGGAGCUAGACUCAGAAACAGCACAAGUGCAAUCCGCCACGUUGUCUUCAGAAAGUUGUUCAGCUCACAUCUCAUAUCUGAAUUAGGCUAUGAAAUUAAUACCAGGAAAUUGUGCCUCAAAGGCCAAGCAGCUCCCAUGCAAACAGCUGCCUAUGGGAAUACCAGCUGGGUUUAUGUAUGCUUGCAAUUACUUAAUUGGGAACUAAAGGAAAUAGGGCCCUGAAGUGGCCAAGUUGGGGUUCUUUUGACUCUCCAAAACUGAAUUUUGAGCACACAGUCAAAGCUGGCAGUCUUCUGUGCCUGCAGGGUCUACUGGAAACAACAGUGGUAAGUGUUUUUCUCUUUUCUAAAAUUAGAUUAGCAGGUUGUGUGUAGUGUUGUAGAUAUGUGGUAUUGCGAAAAUUAACUUGUAAAACAGCUCUAUUUAAUUGGCUUAUAGGAAAUUAAGUGCUUAUAUAAAUACUCAGAAAUAGAAAAGAAUCUGGCCAGAAUGAAUUUGGGUUCACAUGAUCUGGGAGAUAUUUAGUAUUGAAUUAAUAUCUGGUAUUAAAAGUUAGCUUAAGCUUGUUGGUUUGAUUAAUACAGAUAUGUCUUUAGAGUCAUCAAUAUUAAAUUUAAUACUUUUAUUGUACCUAGGUUUACUAGAAAUCAGGGACAUUAAUUUUGUUACAAAGUUUGUCAGCAAGAAAAAUAACGAUAUGACAAAACUUGUAAGGUAAAUAAAAUAGAGGUAAAUGAGAAGACCUUUCAGGUAAACUCUUUAGGAAUAAUUGUGUUUUGGGAAUGUCUGCCUUAAGGAUAGUAGCUCCAGAUUUUGGUAACAUGAAACUAAACCGAGUUAAAAUGAGAUUUCAUUCACUCUCUGGGUCACUUCAAAUAGGAUAAAACACUGGGACAUUAAUUGCUAGGCAGAUCUAGUAAGUUUACCUACCUUUGCUUUCUUAGGAGGGGAAGACUAAAACAUCAGUUUGUCAAUCAGGUAAUACUGGCAGGACAGUUUACAAUUAUUUUCUUCUUGGUUUUCACUAGAGAUUAAGAUUUUAAGGUUAAGAAUGAUAAGGGAAACAUCUCAGUAUGCAGGGAAAGUAGGACAUGUGUUUUCGGCAAAGAAAGCAUGAGGAAUGAAAAUGCAUUUUGUUAAAGGAAAAAAGGUGGUUUUGUCCUCGAGCUGGUUGUUUCUGCAUGGAAAAGAAAG